AUUACAAGACCCGCCCAGGAUGCACAGUGCAGGUCCGGUUGUGUGUGGCUGUAUAAAGAGGCACACCAUACAUUACCGCCAUCGCCAACCUAAUACUGACAUCAACAGCAUGAAGACAGCAGUGUUAUUUGGGCUCAUCCUCGUGGUUCUAGCUACCCUGACUCCGAGCCAAGCAACAUGGGGCCGGCGAAAAAUAGGGAGACGAACACAACUUCGAAGAUGUUAUCAACUGUUCAGUCGGAGAACUGCAAGUGAAGGUCAAUAUCACGUCUCCGGGUUUGUCCAGCCGGGAUACCAGGCGGUGUAUAACCUACUGCGGGGAUCACGGCGACUGGUCCUGAAUCACGGAAUACCCUCGGUACGACAUCACUACGGCUUCCGGGUUGCAACGCCAAACUGGUUAUACACGAAGAGACAACGGCAGAUAUGUUGCCGCUUAUGUCCACGACUACCAGGAUGCUCGGCAACGCAUACUGCCUCAUCUACACGUGCGACUGCAGCUCCAACGACCACAGUCACCACAACACCUACAACUACGCCACGGACUACAUCCACACGCGCGACUGAACCAACGAUAACCACAAAACGAACCACAGCUUCAACUACAACAGCCACGACAUCCACUACAUCGUCCACUACAACUACAACCACAACUACUACACCUACUACUACCAUCUUCACUCUGCCAAGUAGGGCUCCUGCAUAGAAAUCACACACAACCUCUAAAGUUAUCGUCCCUGCCCUACGUUUGUCACAUCGUCAUCAAUAUGCGCGUCCAAACAAAGUAAUGGCAGGCCACUUCUCUGUUUUUCAUUUCACAAAGUCAUUACGACGCUUUGCUGUAGUUAGAUAUAAAUGUAAACGGAAAUAAGGGCAUGUACCACAUUACAAUUGGCUUCUAACUCAGAAUUGUAUAUUCCAGCGAACAAGGACCGACUAUUUGAUAUUCUGAGGGGUUGGCGUAUGGAUUUUUGUAUUGAGACAAGAUAUUUUUUAAUUGUAAUUAAGUCUAUGAGCCUAAAUAGUAAAAAUAAUAACGCGCCUGGCAACAAUGUAACUUUUGUUGCAGAUAAUUGCUUUUAUAUUUUUCCAACAUUUUCUGUUACAAUUUAAUUAUUUUUUUUAUAAAAUCUCCAGGCUCUAAUUGUUAUAAAGUCUUUCUCUGGAGUGAUAGGUGCAAUGUUUUUAUCAGAAAUCGAGCCUCUAAAGUGCUUAAUUCACGCUGAUUAUCAACUAUUUGACAUUCUAACUAGUCAGCCUAUAGUGUAAUAGUCGUGAAUUAACAUGAAUUGUUAUCAGCAGAUUGGGGUUUGUUUCUGCAAAGCAAGAGCUUAGAGAUUAUUAUUAAUCAUUACUGUUAUAAUAUUGUGCUUGGAAUUGGUUUGUGAUGUGAAUACAUUUUGCUUAAUUUCUAA
This is a messenger RNA of Haliotis rufescens (red abalone), 1415 nucleotides long. RefSeq lists its product as uncharacterized. NCBI's taxonomy places the organism in Eukaryota, Metazoa, Mollusca, Gastropoda, Lepetellida, Haliotidae. The coding region runs from base 20 to 706 and encodes 228 amino acids. The record is from RefSeq and is a predicted model, not a curated record. The transcript is spliced from 3 exons.